AUGUCUGUCAGCCACCCGCAAGAUGUUCUGCACACCGUCAAUCUCGUUACACAAUGCCUUUGUAUCCCGAUCGUGACGCUUUUUGUCGGCUUGCGCUUCUACACCCGUCUACAAUUUAAGCAGUCUCUAGGGGUAGAAGAUUAUGGCUGCACGGUAGCUUGGCUCCUGUUCAUGGGAUACUGUGGAAUCAGUAUCGUCAUCGGCAAACAUGGCGGAGGCUACCACUUUGACACGCUCAGCGACGACCAAAAAGUCCAAUACAAAAAGUUCUGCUACAUCGCCACGAUCCUCUACUGCCCAAUGGCCCUCUUCGUCAAAAUCGCCCUCCUGUCAAUUCUCACCCGCAUUUUCGCCCCCUACCGCGCCAAAGUCUGGUUCAUCUACAUCCUCCUCGCCUGCCUCUGCGUCUACUACGUGAUCGCUCUUAUCAUCAAAAUCAGGAUGUGCGAUCCGAUCCCGGCCUAUUGGACCGGGGGUGGAAAAUGCCUCGACCAGAACGCCGCUCUCAUCGCCGACUCCGUCAUCAGUGUUGUCAGUGACAUUAUCAUUCUCGUUCUGCCGCUGCCAUUGACUUGGUCCCUGCAAAUGUCGCGCAAUCGCAAGCUGCGCGUGAUAGGUCUUCUCGGUGCUGGUGGUCUGGCGACCGGUUUCAGUCUUUACCGGUUAGUGCUGGUAUUGAAGACGGGUAACCCUGCCGACAUGAGCAUCUUCUUCGUAAUCAUCAUCUUAUCUGGAAACGCCGAGGGAGGUGUCGGACUGAUCUGCGCCUGCUUGCCUAUCCUUAACGUGUUACUGGCCUACCAUAAAAAGAAAUACUCGUCGCAAAAGUAUUAUCAGCAAAGCGACAAUGUUGCCUUGAGCGAGAGGAGGUCGAGGGCUCCUACUUCCAAGGCGGCGUCCGAAUGGGACAAGUCUGUUGCCUUUGGAGACCAAUCUCAUCUCAUCUCGUUUGCCGGCACGCCCGAGGCUGCCGACUCGGUAUGUACCGAAGAUGGAAUCCGGAAGACGGUGGCCGUGUCCCAGACGGUCGAAACACACUAA
Penicillium samsonianum is the source of this 1041-nucleotide messenger RNA. RefSeq lists its product as uncharacterized. The coding region runs from base 1 to 1041 and encodes 346 amino acids. The record is from RefSeq and is a predicted model, not a curated record. The transcript has 5 exons. NCBI's taxonomy places the organism in Eukaryota, Fungi, Ascomycota, Eurotiomycetes, Eurotiales, Aspergillaceae.